AUGCUUUUUAAAAAGAAAUGUCAUUCUGUACAAAGAGAAUCGCGUAGUUCACGGAUUGGAGGGAUAAAAAUUGUUCAUUAUAAUUUUCAAACAAGCAGUGCAGUUUGUGAAAAAGUGAAAAAAAAUGAGAAAAAAGGAUGGUUUUGGAGAAGGAAAAAAAAUGAUUAUUUAAAUAAUGAUAAAGUAGCGAUUUUAACACCUCAAUGUAAAAAUGGAAUGAUUAUUGGUGGUUCUAAGGGAUUUGGAUUUGCGGCCGCUGAUGAAUUAUUAUCGAGGGGAGCAAAUAAAAUUGUAAUCGCUGAUAGAGAUAAGGAAAAAGGAGAUCGUGCCGUUGAAAGAUUGUGUGACACUUAUGGAAAAGACCGAGCAUCUUUUGUACAAUGCGAUAUAAGAGAUUCGACUUUACUUGAAGCAUCGUUUGCUGAAGCCAUCUGUCGACACAAAGUGAUUCACAUUCUCUUCAGUGAUUUUGAUGAAAAUCAAACUUCGCCGAUUAAAAAUCGAACUACAUCAAUUUGUGGCGAGUCUGAUGAUAAUGGAUGGAGUAAUACGAGAAAAGCAUCAAUGAUUGGUUUGAAAUUUAUGGGAAAGAAGAAUGGAGGUGCUGGUGGUGUGAUUGUUAAUUGUGCGAGUAUUUUGGGUUUUAUGGACUGGCCUCAAAAUCCAUUGCCAAUUUAUUGUAAAAAAGAACCGGUUAUUGAAGUCACCAGAAGUGUUGCAGAGGAACAUCCCGUGGACAAGAAUGGAGUACGUUUCAUUGCUCUUUGCCCAACGAAUAAGCCAUUUGAGAAAAUUUCAUUACCUGAUUUUCCCGAAUGUCAAAAUAAAAAUGAUUGCCCGAUAGAAUGCAUUCCUCGAAGGAAAAAAAUAGUGGGUUUAGCACUGACUCAUGUUAUGGCUAAUGCUCUCACAGGAAGUACAUGGCUCGUACCACCUUUUCCAAGUUUGUAUGAACUUCCAAAACUUAUCCAUUUUCCAAAAAAUAAAGAUGAACUCGUUGAUCCUCAAGUUUAUGAACAGGUUUACUUAAAGAAAACGUAAUUUUCUUUUCAAAUUGUGGUGUGAUGGCACCACUGUCUCUACGCUGAUUCGUAUUAUCGAUACUAUCGAUUCGAUAGUAGCUGACUUCAGUGUGGUAGCAACACGUGUUAAG
This is a messenger RNA of Leptopilina heterotoma, 1153 nucleotides long. RefSeq lists its product as uncharacterized. Bases 1 to 1041 code for a protein of 346 amino acids. Gene Ontology annotation, molecular function: oxidoreductase activity, acting on the CH-OH group of donors, NAD or NADP as acceptor. The record is from RefSeq and is a predicted model, not a curated record. Gene Ontology annotation, cellular component: cytoplasm. The transcript has 8 exons. Lineage: Eukaryota; Metazoa; Arthropoda; Insecta; Hymenoptera; Figitidae.